CCGAAGCGACUCUUAUGGAGAAGAAUGCCUGAAUGAAAAAACUUGCAGAAGAUGGUUUGCAACAUUCAAAAAUGGAAAUUUCAGCCUUGAAGAUGAAGACCGAACAGGACGUCCAGUUGAGUUUGAUGAUAUGCUCCUUGUGGCAUCACUUGAAGAAAAUCCUGCAGUAUCAGUUGAAGAAUUGGCAAUGAAGCUUGGUUCAAACCAUACAACUGUUCAUCGUCAUCUUCAACAACUUGGAAAGGUUCCUAAACUUGGAAAAUGGGUGCCUCAUGAAUUGUCUGAAGUGAACCGCAAAUCGCGAGUUGAGAUCUGCUCUUCUUUUCAUUCUUGUAACCUUAUCUCGCCCUUUUUGGAUAGAUUUGUGACUGCUGAUGAAAAAUGGAUUUUUUAUAAAAAUGUUAAACGUCGUAGGCAAUGGCUUAGUAAUGGGGAAAAGGCCCAACCACAACCGAAAAUGGAACUUCAUGCGAAGAAG
Molecule: messenger RNA, 478 nt
Organism: Limulus polyphemus (Atlantic horseshoe crab)
Lineage: Eukaryota; Metazoa; Arthropoda; Merostomata; Xiphosura; Limulidae
Product: histone-lysine N-methyltransferase SETMAR-like
Exons: 1
Molecular function (GO): nucleic acid binding
Source: RefSeq, a predicted model, not a curated record